AUGCCUCCUCACCUCCACCCCCGGUCGACCGCAACAUCGACCCUCUUCGCCGGCACAUUACUGACAUCCUUUAUCGUCAUCGGCAUCCCACACAUAUUCCCCUGCCCGAGACCGAGGACAGGGUACGCGGACGCAGCGGAGUCGCAAAGGAUCCAAUUCGACGAGGAUGGACGACCGCUGAAGAUGCAGCGGCGGCGAUAUAACCAGACCUCCUCAACUACCCCAGAAACACAGACCGAAACCGGACAAAUCUCAUGCACAAACGACCAAGACCGGUCACCAUCUGGCUUGGCAGAAGUGCUAAUGCAGCAACACACUGCCCGUCCACCACGAAGCAGUAACAGAGGAUUGACGCAGUCUAAAGAUCUGGAGGAAGAAGCCGCCCUGUUCCGCGAGCUGCAGCGAGAAGCGGCGGCAUUGGAAAAGGAGGCAAGAGAAUGCCCCGUGCCGAAACCGAGGGGUCUGAUCGGUCGAUUGUUGGGGUUCGAAGAGGACAAGAAGGCCGUGCCGGUGGUGAAAGUGGGAGUGAAGAGCUAG
Messenger RNA from Exophiala dermatitidis NIH/UT8656, 537 nucleotides. RefSeq lists its product as uncharacterized. Bases 1 to 537 code for a protein of 178 amino acids. NCBI's taxonomy places the organism in Eukaryota, Fungi, Ascomycota, Eurotiomycetes, Chaetothyriales, Herpotrichiellaceae. Gene Ontology annotation, biological process: mitochondrial respiratory chain complex IV assembly. The transcript has a single exon. The record is from RefSeq and is a predicted model, not a curated record. Gene Ontology annotation, cellular component: mitochondrial matrix.